AUGGCCAAGUGGCUCCGGGAGUACCUGGGCCGGGGGGCCCGGCGCUCCCCCCCCCGCCCGCCACAGCCCGACUACAGCGGUACCGGUACCGGGGGUCCCCCCGGAGCCCCCCCCGCCCUCCGCGGCCCCGCAGCCUCCCCCCGGCACCGCCUGGUGCGGGGCCCUGGUGAGAGCGAGUACUCGGAGCCCUUCGAGGGGGAGCAGGACCCCGCGCCCGACGGCGGCUGCGAGGACGAGCCCCCAGGGUGCCCGCGGCAGGGCGAGGGCCGGCGGGGGAGGCCCCGGCGGGGACCGCAACUCUACGACACCCCCUCCGAGGAGUGGGAGGCGGCCGGGGAGGGUCCGGGGGGGCCCCCGGCCCGGGAGAGCCGCCUGCCCCGCGACGACGAGCGCCCGGCGGACGAGUACGACCAGCCCUGGGAGUGGAAGAAGGAUCACAUCUCCCGGGCGUUCGCAGUGCAGUUUGAGAGCCCUGAGCGCUCGCCCAGCCUGUCCCGGCAGCUGCCACGGCCCCCCCGGGCCCCCCCGGGCACCAGGCCGGGCUGCCCCCCCAGCCCCCGGCACGUGGACACCUCGCUGCCCCUGGAGAAGCAGGCGUGGUACCACGGCCCCAUCGGGCGGGCGGGCGCCGAGACGCUGCUGGCGCUGUGCCGCGAGGGCAGCUUCCUGGUGCGGGACUGCGAGACCAGCCCCGACGACUACUCGCUGUCCCUGCGGAGCAGCCACGGCUUCGUGCACGUGAAGCUCACGAGGACGCGGGAGCAGCACUUCACCCUGGGCCGCGCCGGCGCCGCCUUCCCGUCGGUGCCCGCGGCCGUGCGGCACUACACGGCCCGGGCACUGCCCGUGCGGGGGGCACGGCACAUGGCCCUGCUGUACCCCGUGGCCGUGCAGCCCCCGUGACCCCCCGGGACAGCCCCGGUACCCCAAUAAAGCCCCGGCACCCCA
Molecule: messenger RNA, 948 nt
Organism: Chiroxiphia lanceolata (lance-tailed manakin)
Lineage: Eukaryota; Metazoa; Chordata; Aves; Passeriformes; Pipridae
Gene: SHD
Product: Src homology 2 domain containing transforming protein D
Exons: 6
Coding region: 1-903 (300 amino acids)
Molecular function (GO): phosphotyrosine residue binding
Source: RefSeq, a predicted model, not a curated record